Lactuca saligna is the source of this 603-nucleotide messenger RNA. Lineage: Eukaryota; Viridiplantae; Streptophyta; Magnoliopsida; Asterales; Asteraceae. The record is from the annotation of a GenBank genome assembly.
AUGCUGUGUGCGGCUGGACCGUGUGCGGCUACACAAACUUGUGUGCGGCCCGUGAUGUGUGCGGCUGCACACACUUCUUGUGUAAUGAAUCUCGUGUGCGGCUGCACACAUCCACAUGUGCGGUUGCUUAAAUUCUCAUGUGCGGUUGCACCCUUCAUUAUUAAAACGGGAGAUCUAGAAUUCAUAAAAGUUCACAACUCAGCUAUCUUUCUUGAAGCCACAAUACAAGGAAAGAAGAUUCAAAUUUCAAAAAGGAUUAUUCGAGAAUCACUUCAAAUUGAUGACAAACCAGAAUAUUCAAUGGAAAUUGAUGUGCAUCAAACUCAAGAUGUUCUAGACCACAUGGGGUAUGAGGGAACAUUUCCUCUUACCAUCAAGAAACUGCUUCCUCCCUGCUCGAAAAAUUUAGGUCAUGUAUUUGUGAGCUGUAUUUCUGGUAGGAGAUCUGCUACGGACGAAAUCUCUCUGGUCAAUACAGGUGCCAUCACAGCUUUGGCUUUCGGCAUUGAAUUCAAUUUUUCAAAGUUUAUCGUGCAUGAACUGGUUCUAAAUAUUGAAGGAAACAAGAGAGACAAAAUUUUGAUGUACCCAAGAUUUCUUUAG